Molecule: messenger RNA, 2064 nt
Organism: Epinephelus moara (kelp grouper)
Lineage: Eukaryota; Metazoa; Chordata; Actinopteri; Perciformes; Serranidae
Gene: znf830
Product: zinc finger protein 830
Exons: 1
Coding region: 105-1142 (345 amino acids)
Biological process (GO): nuclear DNA replication; mitotic DNA damage checkpoint signaling; mitotic DNA replication checkpoint signaling
Cellular component (GO): spliceosomal complex; nucleus
Molecular function (GO): nucleic acid binding; zinc ion binding
Source: RefSeq, a predicted model, not a curated record
AGACUAUCCUACGACGCACCGUUUGACGUCAUCUUCAUGAGACGCAUUUCAACUUUGUCGCCAGCAAGUAGCUAGCUAGCUAACAAGCUGCGUUGUUUUGAACGAUGGCGUCCUCAAAGAAGGGGAAGAAAGUUGUGAAUCAAGAGGAACUCCGGCGUUUGAUGAGAGAAAAACAAAGACAAACAACGGACAAGAAGCGCGUCGAGUCUCCUUUCGCUAAAUACAACAGUCUCGGGCACCUCAGCUGCACCCUGUGCAAUGUGCAGGUGAAGUCGGAACUUCUUUGGCCGGCGCAUGUUCUUGGGAAACAGCACAAAGAGAAAGUUGCCGAGCUGAAGGGAGGAAAGAUUCAAGCAGUGACACCGUUGGUACAACCACUGAAGAGGAAAGCACCGGACAGCGAGGACGUUAACUCGAAAAAGGCGAAACCGCCGUCGGGUGCAGGCCAGUCUGCAUCAGGAGGGCUGCCUACAGAUUUCUUUGAGAAACCCAGCGAGAAGGCAGCUGUCUCUUCACAAAAGUCUUCAAGUCUGAGUCUGUUGGCUGGAGUUUAUGAUGAGGACAAUGAUGAUGAUAAUGAAGAAGAGGCAGGCCAGGCAGGAACCACAAAUCCCCUUCCUGAAAAGCCUCAAGCUGCAGGACUACCCGCCGAUUUCUUUGACAGCUCCAUCCCGUCCACACCCACCAUCUCCCACUCAGGAUCCAUCCUCAAAGCAGAGGUGCAGGAGAAAAGCACAGAGAGGAAGGAAAACACAGCCGAGGCCCUGCCAGAGGGCUUCUUCGACGAUCCUGUGAGAGAUGCUAAGGUGCGCAACGUUGACGCACCCAAGGAUCAAAUGGACAAGGAGUGGGAAGAGUUUCAAAAGGAGAUACGACAGGUGAACACAAAGUCAGAGGCCAUCGUGGCGGAGGACGACGAGGAAGGUCGCCUUGAACGCCAGAUUGACGAAAUUGAUGAACAAAUCGAGUGUUACAAGAGGGUUGAAGUACUGAGAGACAAGCGGGAUGUGGUGAAAAGCAAGCCUCUGCCCAGGAAGGAGGAACAUAUGGAGGUAGAUGCCAGCAUCGAGGAGGAAGAGGAUGAGGAGGAGCUGCUGGGGCUUUUGUCCCGGGACUGGAGGGCUAAAGGAGCUCUGGCCUAACUCUCUCUAGAGCUCGUGACUGUGCUUGUGUCUUUUUUGCACAAGUUUAUCAGCAAUCCAGGAAUUGUAAAUAUGUUUAAAAGCUCUUUACCACCUCUUUUUGUACAUGUCAGACUGGAUUAAAUGUGAUGCAGUGAUAUGCAACAUCCUUGUUAAACACUGUUAAGUGCUACCAGAAGAUUGUGUCUCAGUUCAUGACUUAAAGCAACCAGAUGGAUCACAAAUCAAACUUUUAACUUUGUGUUUAUUCAUUGGUGUUCACACAAAAACACAUUCAUAAAACCUCCCCAUGUACAGCAGCAGCAUGGACCCAAAAUCUAUGUCAUGAUGGCCGAAACUGUUACAUUGUCCUGCAAAAACAAGUAGUCAGCUAUGUUAAGUUUAUAAAUAAUUUGUUCAUGUUACAUUAUAAGCAACAUGCAAAGCACAACAGAAUUAUUUAAAAAAUGUACAAUGUUGAGAUUAAGACCGUAAAGCAACUUUUUUUACCAACCCGACCCCCUUCACAAGAUAAUUUGUGAGAAUACAUUGAAACCAUUUUUUACAGAGUACAACAAAGUUUGAGUUUGACAAAUUUGUUAUGUAAAUACACCAUUAUUAGGCCCAUAAACAUGGAAUAAAAUGAAUCAAGUAAAGAGUGAUGGUCAGUGCUUCUUAUACUACCUGUUACAAACUGUGAGCUAGGCGUGACUCUCUGUCUACUGCAAUUUUAAACAAGCAAUAUCUACGUCAUUUUUGUUAUUGCUACAUAUGCCUCAUGAGUUACCACUUCAAAACUCUUUCCAAAUGAUUCAAAGUGUUCAUAGCCCUUCAAAACUUGAACUGAAAGCUGCAAAAAUAAGCAAAUAACAAAAGCAGAGACUAAACACAUCAAUCAAAAUGGAGAAACUAGCUGAAAAUAAAUGAGAAAAAACACGGAGCA